UGCUGUACAACAAGGGUGACCGGUCCGACUGUAACAACUAAAUAGAGGGGGAUUUCGCUACUAUCUCACGUAGGCAAGGUCCCUAUAGAGAUCAUCACCAACCGUCUAAGCGCCUUCUGCGAAGCCAGCAACAUCCUCCAGGAGGAACAGUGCGGACUUCGACCCGGGCGAUCCACCGUCGACAUGCUGUUCGUCGUGCGCUGUCUCCAGGAGCUGGGGCGGAGAAAGAAAAUACCACUCUACAUGUGCUUCGUCGACUUGAAGAAGGCGUAUGAUUCGGUGGACCGAGAGAUGCAAUGGAAGGUGCUGGCCAGGGCCGGGAUCCCCGCGAAGCUGAUCAAAGUCAUCCGCCAAAUCCACGAUGGAGUGCGGGCCCGGUUGCGCAUGGUCGACGGAGAACUAUCGGACUGGUUAUUCGUGACACAGGGCGUGCGACAAGGAUGUGUGCUAUCCCCACUGCUGUUUAACAUCUUCUUCACCAGACAGGAAGCGCCAUUCCGACUCAAGAUCCGCCUGCUCCAAGCGGAGGCUAUGGAGGCACUGCUAUACGGCUACAUGGUAUGGCCACCACUCAGCGGCCACUACCAGACGCUGCGGUCGAUACACCACCAACUGCUCCUUCGACUUAUUAGGUACAAGCGCAAGAAAGACACCUACCGGCAGCUCUCUUAUUACGCCCAGACGCUGAAGAAGGUCGGAUGCCAGCGCGUUGAAGCCACGAUCGGACAAAGACGCCCGCUGUUCGCGGGAGCAUUGGCAAGGCAGCCAGACGGGCGACUCCCGAAACGACUGAUUUUCGGCGAACUGGCGGGGGGAGAGAAGCGACGUAGGGGGGGACAGGAACAGAACUGGCCGAAGUGA
Molecule: messenger RNA, 861 nt
Organism: Ectocarpus sp. CCAP 1310/34
Lineage: Eukaryota; Phaeophyceae; Ectocarpales; Ectocarpaceae
Source: the annotation of a GenBank genome assembly